CUCCGUCUCUCUGUAGGAUGUGGGAAGUGUUUCCACUGAGAUGAACUGGAAGGGAGUGGGAAUCUCACUUCUGGUCAUUACGUUUGUGCUGUCGCUGAUCGGAUUGUCCAUCUUUCUGCUGUCUAAAGGUGAUGCUCACCACACUCUGAGAUCCUGUCUGACCCUGGAUGACCUUUUCUCCAGUGAGCUGCAGGAUCAUGAUCUUGAAGCGCAGUGGGUUUCUGCUCAACGACUCGUCUACAAGGACAGAGAUGGACAUCUAAAGAUUCUGAACAUGGAGAUCAAUCAGACGGAGGUUUUAAUGAAAAACACCACAUUUGCAGAGUUCGAGGCCUCCAAGUUUGUUGUGUCACCAGAUCUCAAAUACGUUUUACUGGCAUAUGAUGUCAGAAAGGUGUAUCGAUACUCCUACCUGGCAUCUUACUUGAUCUACAACAUACAAACACGGUAUUACACAUACAGACAGGCACUAUGCAUAGGAGGACUGUUAUUUCUGUGA
Messenger RNA from Sinocyclocheilus anshuiensis, 499 nucleotides. RefSeq names its product inactive dipeptidyl peptidase 10-like. The record is from RefSeq and is a predicted model, not a curated record. Bases 41 to 499 code for a protein of 152 amino acids. Gene Ontology annotation, biological process: regulation of potassium ion transmembrane transport. Lineage: Eukaryota; Metazoa; Chordata; Actinopteri; Cypriniformes; Cyprinidae. The transcript is spliced from 5 exons. Gene Ontology annotation, molecular function: potassium channel regulator activity. Gene Ontology annotation, cellular component: voltage-gated potassium channel complex; plasma membrane.